AUGAAUGAAUCACCCAACGAUCCUUUUACCCAGGAAGUCCAACGACUGAGGGCUGAUUAUGAGGGAAAAGUAGCGCGGUCUGACUUGGGUUCUGGUGGUAGCCGACGGUUAAUCGACCUCAGUUUAGGAUUGAUUGACGGUGUGUUCUGCUACACGUAUUGGUACGAGCACCAAUGCAUCCGGCUGGCUGAUAUUCCCGGCACUAUCUCUGGCGACAUUCUCCGCCUACAACGAAAUCUGCCCGACUCAGUUGAUAUCGGUGAUUAUGAAAUCAUUGGUGACCAAUUACGCCCCCUUGUGAAUCCGCCACCGCUUCUAGAGCUAGAUGAUGACUCCGAAGAACUUGAGACCAUUCUUGCCGCACUCCCAAUUGUUGAAGUCGAUUCUAGCAAACACUUUGUUAAGAGCGGGAAAUAUAAGAGUGAAAUCAGCAAUCUACUCGGAUGCCAAGGCGGAUCUUGUCCAGGGGCCUCAAAAUCAUCCCACAUCAUCCAAUUACUGGGAAAGUCGCUAGAAGGGAAACUGGUUUUCCAAAGAUUCAAGCCACGAUAUGUCUUAGGAUACAUUUAUCCCCUCGCUACAUAUAAAGACUGGCUUUUGCAGAUAAUCUCCGGAAUGAAGACACUUCAUUCCCUUGGAAUUAUACAUCGUGACCUUCGCAUCGACAACAUUGUCUUCUCCUUUGACAUAUCCCGUGUGCUUAUCUGUGAUCUCGAGGGUCGUUGGGGAAACCGUCUAGCGCCUGAGGUUUCUCGCGAGCCGGUGUUGGACGCUGGCUGGACUGAAAAAUCGGAUAUCUAUGACCUUGGUUAUCUUAUAAAAGGUAUGGUAUACGGAAAUGUACCGAUAACAAUGGCGGUGGAAUGGUCUGUUCCCCGUCCUCUUGCUGCUAUUGUGGAAGCUUGUACGCGCAAUAAUCCCGAAGAGCGCCCCAGUUUGGAUGAUCUAUACGCUAUGGUUGAGAAGAUCGAGAUCAUUACUUAA
This is a messenger RNA of Penicillium griseofulvum, 984 nucleotides long. RefSeq lists its product as uncharacterized. The record is from RefSeq and is a predicted model, not a curated record. The transcript has a single exon. The coding region runs from base 1 to 984 and encodes 327 amino acids. NCBI's taxonomy places the organism in Eukaryota, Fungi, Ascomycota, Eurotiomycetes, Eurotiales, Aspergillaceae. Gene Ontology annotation, molecular function: protein kinase activity; ATP binding. Gene Ontology annotation, biological process: protein phosphorylation; signal transduction. Gene Ontology annotation, cellular component: cytoplasm.